This is a messenger RNA of Cuculus canorus (common cuckoo), 7227 nucleotides long. It is a transcript of the gene PHF14, whose product is annotated as PHD finger protein 14. The transcript is spliced from 19 exons. The record is from RefSeq and is a predicted model, not a curated record. Gene Ontology annotation, biological process: regulation of transcription by RNA polymerase II. The coding region runs from base 147 to 2960 and encodes 937 amino acids. Lineage: Eukaryota; Metazoa; Chordata; Aves; Cuculiformes; Cuculidae.
CGCGCGCAGGCGCGGCAGAGGGAGCGGCGCGCGCGUGGGUCUGCAUCCGGGUCGCCGAGGCGCCCAUUGUCUGGGGAAGGGGCCCGGGCUCGGCGGCGCCGCACCGCAGGGCUCCCGCCCGCCCGCCGCUCCUCUCCGCAGGCUUUAUGGACCGCAGUUCGAAGAGGAGACAAGUGAAGCCUUUGGCAGCUUCGCUGCUGGAAGCUUUAGAUUAUGAUAGCUCUGAUGACAGUGAUUUUAAAGUUGGAGAUGCUUCAGAUUCUGAAGGAAGUGGUCAUGGGAGUGAAGAUGCAUCAAAAGACAGUGGUGAAGGUUCCUGUACUGAAUCAGAAGAAAAUAUAUUGGAGGAGGAACCGGCAGAAGAGAAGGUAGAAGAGCAGCAGCCAAAAAGCUCCACUGAAGAAGAGGUGACAACAGCAGACAAAGAGGUAAUUAAAACUGAAAAGAAGGAGCAAGAAGAUGAAGAAAAGCCAAAAAAGAAGAGAGAGAAAGCAGCUGAACCUGAGGCUGUGGCCGAUGAGCAAACAAACGAACCAAAAAAAUGGAAUUUGCGCAGGAACCGACCUUUGCUGGAUUUUGUAUCAAUGGAAGAACUAAAUGAUAUGGAUGACUAUGACAGUGAAGAUGACAAUGACUGGCGGCCUACUGCUGAGAAGAAAAAAGGAAAAAGUGCACUGCGAAAAGAGGGGAGUGAUGGAGAUAAUGAGGAUGAUGAAGAUGACGGGAGUGGCAGUGAUGAGGAUGACAAUGAUGAGGAAGGUAAUGAAGAAGAUAAUAGCAGCACGGCUAGUGAUGGAGGAUCCAAGAAGAAGAAGAGUAAAGUUCUUAACAGGAAUAAUGCAGAUGAUGAGGAAUUGACAAAUGAUAGCCUGGCUCUUUCACAAAGCAAGAGUAAUGAGGACUCAUUGAUCCUUGAGAAGUCGCAAAAUUGGAGUUCCCAGAAAAUGGACCAUAUUUUGAUUUGUUGCGUUUGUCUUGGAGAUAACAGUGAAGAUGCUGAUGAAAUAAUCCAGUGUGACAACUGUGGAAUAACAGUACAUGAAGGUUGCUAUGGUGUUGAUGGAGAGAGUGACUCUAUCAUGAGCUCAGCUUCAGAGAAUUCCACGGAGCCUUGGUUUUGUGAUGCAUGCAAAUGUGGUGUCACACCUAGUUGUGAAUUAUGUCCUAACCAGGAUGGAAUCUUCAAGGAGACUGAUGCAGGCAGGUGGGUACAUAUUGUUUGUGCCCUCUAUGUUCCAGGAGUGGCAUUUGGAGAUAUUGACAAACUGCGACCAGUAACACUUACAGAAAUGAAUUAUUCCAAGUACGGUGCCAAGGAAUGCAGUUUUUGCGAAGAUCCUCGUUUUGCCAGAACCGGUGUAUGCAUCAGUUGUGAUGCUGGGAUGUGCAGAGCUUAUUUCCAUGUGACCUGUGCUCAGAAGGAAGGCCUCCUCUCAGAAGCAGCAGCAGAAGAGGAUAUAGCUGACCCUUUUUUUGCUUAUUGUAAACAGCAUGCAGACAGGUUAGACAGAAAAUGGAAGCGGAAGAACUAUUUGGCAUUACAAUCUUACUGUAAAAUGUCCUUGCAGGAAAGAGAAAAACAGCUCUCACCAGAAGCUCAGGCUCGAAUCAAUGCCAGACUACAGCAGUAUCGUGCCAAGGCAGAGCUGGCCCGCACCACCAGGCCUCAGGCCUGGGUUCCCAGGGAGAAGCUACCACGACCACUUACCAGCAGUGCUUCAGCCAUACGUAAGCUUAUGCGCAAAGCUGAGUUAAUGGGAAUUAGUACAGACAUUUUUCCAGUGGAUACUUCAGAUACUAGUUCCAGUGUUGAUGGAAGAAGAAAACAUAAACAACCAGCUCUCACUGCUGAUUUUGUGAAUUAUUACCUUGAGAGAAAUAUGCGUAUGAUUCAAAUCCAGGAGAAUAUGGCUGAACAGAAGAAUAUCAAGGAUAAAUUAGAAAAUGAGCAAGAAAAGCUUCAUGUGGAGUACAAUAAGCUGUGUGAGUCCUUGGAAGAGCUACAAAAUAUGAAUGGAAAGCUGCGAAAUGAAGGGCAAGGCAUUUGGGCUCUGCUGGGUAGAAUCAUUGGACAGAAAUUGAACAUACCAGCAAUUUUACGUGCUCCGAAGGAAAGGAAACCAAGUAAAAAGGAAGGAGGAACACAAAAGACAUCUGCACUUCCAGCUAUCCUUUAUAGUUGUGGUAUUUGCAAGAAGAACCAUGAUCAACACCUGCUGCUAUUGUGUGAUACUUGUAAACUCCAUUACCAUCUUGGUUGCCUGGAUCCACCUCUCACAAGGAUGCCAAGGAAGACCAAGAACAGUUACUGGCAAUGCUCAGAGUGUGACCAGGCAGGUAGCAGUGAUAUGGAGGCUGAUAUCGCCAUGGAAACCUUACCAGAUGGGACCAAACGAUCAAGGAGGCAGAUUAAGGAACCAGUGAAAUUUGUUCCUCAGGAUGUGCCACCAGAACCGAAGAAAAUUCCAAUCAGAAAUACGAGAACUAGAGGACGGAAACGAAGCUUUGUGCCUGAAGAAGAAAAACCUGAGGAGCGGAUUCCCAGAGAAAGAAGACAAAGACAGUCCGUUCUACAAAAGAAGCCCAAGUCGGAGGAUUUAAGGACUGAAUGUGCUACCUGCAAAGGGACCGGAGACAAUGAAAAUCUAGUCAGGUGUGAUGAAUGCAGGCUUUGCUACCAUUUUGGCUGUCUCGACCCUCCCUUGAAAAAGUCUCCUAAACAGACUGGUUAUGGAUGGAUUUGUCAGGAAUGUGACUCUACGUCCUCCAAAGACUCCGAGCCGUCAAAUGAGGUGGUCUCAGAGGCCCCAGGUAAUGUGGUACCCUCUACCUCAAGAAGUAGCUCUGAAGAGCUGGUAUCGGUGGCACAGAAACUUCCAGAAGAGGAAGAUGAAAAUGAAGCUGAGGCAGAAAAUCCAUCUCAGGAGCUGAAUUUGGAACAGAAGAAAUCAAAAAAAUAGGAGAUUGCUGUCUUGUUUGAAAUAUUUGCAAGUUGUGUAACAGUGAUUAUAGUUUCUCAUUGUAAAAUUACAAAAAAGUUCUCAAUAAAGUCAUUGAAAAUUAAAUUAAUGCUACACUGGGGAAUUAAUUAAGUAGCUCCUGGUGAUAGUCCUGAUUGCAUUAAAAGCUGAAUUAUCAGACCUGAGCACCAUACCAAUAAAGUUCUAAAAGCUUUUUGAACACAGUAUAGAAAGCUGAUGGGUUAUUCAUCACUAAUAGCAUUUACUAAGCAAACAGGUAAAUUUUUUUUUUUUUAACUCUACAAAGCAAUGUUAUCCUUAAAGGAUAGUUAUAACUCAGACUUAUUUUGAUAUUUCUGAGGAAGAGCUUUGAUUCUUAAAAGUUAGAUAAAUGUGUUUUACUUAAUGAUUUUUUAAAAUUUCUUCUGAUCAGUCAUUAAAAUAAAUGUUGCUGAGGACUGGCAAGGAUUUUUUGGUAUGUACAGUAUGUUUUCGUAAGUACUUAGUUUUACAUGUUUCUAUCUCGUGUGAUUUUUAAUUGGUUUAAUGUUGCAUUGUCAUUUUCUUCCAUGUAAACCUUUUCAAUCUUCAUGUGAUCAUUGUCUUUUAAUGGAUGUCAAGCUUUUGUCUUGAUUAGGCCAUCCUACCCAGGUCUAAUUCCUUCAUACCAGUCUUUUCAUUCUAACAGAAUAAAAGAACUUUGUCAUUAGACCUUUAAGUGAGUAGUGAAAACAUAAAAUAAAAAACUUUUCUCCCUAUACUAAUCACUUUGAUUUCCAGUUUCCCUCUGCUUUUUAUCCUGUGCAGGUCAGUAAAUUCGAAGGUUAGUACAAGAAACUCAGAUGUCGAUUUAUAGCCUGAUAUGUUCAUAGAUUGCAAUGAAGAAAACAAAAGUCUGUUUUAGGAUUGGAGCAACAUUCAGUGAAGUCCCUUGAGUGAAUUUUAUCUUGCUCUAGGAGUAAUCAAUCAUCUUUAAUUGAAAAAGUUCACCUCCUUUCCCAGUCUUCUGUAUUUUUACUGUUAUUCUGUAUACAGAGUGUUAAAUCAGAUUGUAAAUAGUGUUCAUUCUCAAUUUUAUCCUGUCUUUAUAAAUUAUAGUUUCAGAUAUUUUAUAAACAACAUGCCUGUGUUAAGCAAUAUCUUUUAUAAAUUCUUUCUGGAUUCAUGAGGUUCAAGUGUGUGUAGGUCAUGGACAAAUUUCAAUCACAAUUACUCUACAGGAGCUUAAUAACACUAGAUCUCAUUUUAACAAAUGCAGCUAUCAUGUAAAUUAGCAUAUAAAAUUCAGUGUUUUUCUGUUUGGAGCAGAUCAACCACUGUAGCAAUCUCAGAAAUGAGGGGAAGUAUGAUUUUGACUUUAUUGCAGUGGAAGAAACAUAUUUGGGAAAGAAAGAAGCACAGAUUAACCACAUAGGACCUUAUGGACCAUUCUCUGCGCAGUGGUGUAUAGAAUCACAGGGUAGAUGAGAACAAAGUGAAUGUGGGUUUUUUUCAAGCUAACCCAGAAAGCCAUAGUCAGUUCUCAGAGCUUAGUACUCAUCAGGAUCUGAAGAAAGGGCAGGGCUGCCACUGGAAAGAGCUGGAAGUUCUAAAUUUUGAAGGACAGAACAAGUAACUUACAAGAAAAGAUGAGGAUAAAGUUUAACAUGGGGCUUAUGCAAAAGUAGGGUAAUGGCGUGGGAACUACUGGCUGGCAUGGAUUAUAGCCGUGUCUUGGCCUCUGCCAGCCCUUAUCCCCAGUGCACUUAUGUUUGAGUUUAUCCACCCAAAUUAUCCUAGGGUCUCAUUUGUGCAAAAUAAUCUGUUUCUAUUCAGUUCAUGGCAGCAGGUUUGUCCUUUCGCUGUGAAUCUAAGCUCUGUGACAGUCUGGGACUGUAUGGGUGGUUAUUUGGUGCUCAGGUUGUGUAUGAAAAUAUAUUACUUGGCUCUCAAACAACUGAGUGAGAACAAUUAUUCAGACACUGAAAGAUACAGAAGCUUCCAUUUGAUGCAUAACACUGAUGAGCUUAAAAGGAGUCUUUCUUUAUCUUUCUGAAAUUUUAAAAAAUUUAACGUGAAAGUAAAAUUACAUAAGUUAAUUUUAAGUACCUCCUUUUUCAGUGUAUUCAUCAGAAGUCUACAGUCAGAUCUGAUAAAUAGAAACCUGUUCUUUGGUUAAGUUACUUAAUACAAAAUUAAAAUGCCACAAUUUUUCCCUGCAAAAUGACAACUAGCACUGUUAUCAUAAUCAGCUGGGUUUGAGAUGAAAGUGAGACAAAUAUGAUUGAAUCAAAAUGCACGCAUACCUUCAUCCCUUCCAGAAGAAAUGGGGGACACCUGUUGUCACAGAUGAGGUUUGAGAUAAAACUUGUAUUUAAAUGAGAGUGCAACUUCAUAAAGUUCAAUCAGGUCGCACUGCAUGGAGGAAAUAUGUCAUAGAAUCAGAGAAUCAUAGAAUGGAUUGAGUUGGAAGGGACAUUAAAGAUCAUCUUGUUCAAACCCUGGUGCCAUGGGCAGGGGCACCUCCCACUAGCUCAGGCUUCCCAAGGCCCCAUCCAACCUGGCCUUGAACACCUCCAGGGAUGGGGCAUCCACAGCUUCCCUGGGCAACUUCUGCCAGUGCCUCACUACCCUCACUGUGAAGAAAUUCCUCCUUAUGUCCUCUCUAAAUCUGCCCCUCUCUAAUUUACAGCCAUUCCCCAUAGUCCUAUCACUACAUUCCCUUGUAAAAAGUCCCUCCCCAGCUUUCUUGUAGCCCCCUUAAAGUACUGGAAUAUUACUAUAAGGUCUCCUUGGAGCCUUCUCUCCAGGCUGAACAACCCCGACUCUCUCAGCCUGUAUGAGGGAAAAUAGGCUUAUACAUGUUUAUAGGAAGAAUUAGAUGUGUUUAUAGCCAAAGGAUUAUAUGUGCACUCCUGAUUUCCUAUGACACUUAGCUAAGUUUUCAAAGUGUCACGAUGCUUGUCCCUAAUUCAUUUGCAUUCCUGUAUUGGCAUCUGGUGUGAUUUUGCUCUGGAAUUCAAAUCCAAGGUUUCACUAAGCAGACUGUAAGGCAUCGGAUCCUUUUGUUGAUGUCUGGCGUUAGUUUGUGCCCAAGCUGAAUCUGAGGCUUUGCAAAGCAGACUGUCAGACUUUGGAUUUUAUAAAAUAUGUCUUUUAAUAGAGGGAUACAGUGACAUGGUCAACUCUGGGGAAAGUGGCUGACAUGAACCAAUAAAUCUCUGGGCAAUUAUACCCUUACAGACAACUUAACUAUCCCUCACACCACGUCUGAACCCACUAGAAAUGCUUGCGUCUGGGGUCUUCCUGUUCUUCAUUGGAUUCCUUACUUGUCUUUCAUACAGGUGGUUAUCUUGUCUUGAUUCAGCUGGAGUUGAUGAUGUGUGUCCUUGAAGUCUCUGUAAUUUUCUGGGUUUUGUGGACUGGAGCCCAUGUUUUGACUCUACAUGUUCUACAAGCUGGGAAAGAUUUUAACUGAAAUACGCAGCUUGUGGCCUAGUGCUUCAACAAGUCUCACUACUCAUGCUAAGAAAGCUAAACAAACAGCACACUAAAUCAUUGAAUCAUAGAAUAGCUUGGGUUGGAAAGGACAUUAAAGAUCAUCCAAUUCCAACCCCCUGUGAUGGGCAGGGACACGUCCCACUAGAUCAGGCUGCCCAAGGCCCCAUCCAACCUGGCAUAUCACACAAUGUUAUAACUCCAGAAUCUUAUUGAAGCUAACAGCAUACUUCGUCCCACAAUAUUAUAGCUCUUUAUAAUUUAUUCUACUUUAAAUGUUCCUUAUUGAAGCUAAAUAUCUAAUCUCUGUUAAAGAGGAGAAUUAGCUGGUGUGCAGUCCAUCUGCUGUCCAGGGAUAAUUCAAAUAGGGCUCACCAGCAAUCUGUCAUUGUUAAAGUUCUCAUUGCUCUGAGGGACACCCUUGAGAGGCACCCCGGCACAAAGAGAGAUCAUCUCCCUGCAGCUGCUGAGGUUGUCAUAUUUACAGGAUAAAAAUGGUUGGCUUGUAGUCAAAUUGCAUGUAAUAGAGCUGUGCAUGAGGGUCUUGUCAGUAUUCACUGGGUUGCUCUGUUCCUUGUGAGUUUCUUAUAGGAGUUAUUGGCCUGGCUGUGGACAACCAAAGUGCAGCUGGUUUAGUUAAAGGUAUGUGUGUACUGGUGUGUAUGAAAUGCAUCAGUCACACCUAAUUAAUGACUUGUUUGUAGACACUUUUACUAAACAGAGGGGGUUUUAACUGAUAAAGAUCAAAUAAAGGCUAUACAAAAUAAGUGACUUUACUUCCUUUAUCUUG